This is a messenger RNA of Zea mays, 2380 nucleotides long. Its product is annotated as threonine dehydratase 1 biosynthetic, chloroplastic. Gene Ontology annotation, molecular function: L-serine ammonia-lyase activity; threonine deaminase activity; pyridoxal phosphate binding. The transcript has 9 exons. Lineage: Eukaryota; Viridiplantae; Streptophyta; Magnoliopsida; Poales; Poaceae. The record is from RefSeq and is a predicted model, not a curated record. Gene Ontology annotation, biological process: L-threonine catabolic process; L-serine catabolic process. The coding region runs from base 186 to 1997 and encodes 603 amino acids.
AUCUAAAAGAAAUAUUGAUGUGAUACGAUAAAGUUUAAAAGCAAUGUAUGGAGAUAAAAUUGAUAUCGCUCGAUUGUGUAAUCGAUUGUGAAACCUUGAAGCAGCCUUUAGCUUUACCCACCGCAUAAACACGACUACACGAGGUAAACAAAUCAGAGGAAUUUGACGAGGCCACCGUCACCACCAUGGCGGCCGCCGCCACCACCGCUUCGCCCUCGGCCUCCUUCCCUGCGGCAUCCCUCCGUCGCGACGCGCGCAGGACCUCAUGCGUAGCCGCCGCCGCCGCGGCGACGACGGCCGCUGAGGCGGGGCUCGCGGCCGUCCCGGCGCCGCCGCCAACGCCGAUGGUUCGGGUGGUGCCGGAGUCACUGCAGCGGGAAAGCGGGUGCCUCGUGGAGGGAUUUAGGGCGCGCGGUGCGUGCGCGGCGGAUGGGGAGGGGUUUGGGGACGCCGCGGGGGAAGGAGGAGGCCCCGGCGCGAUGGAGUACCUGACCAGCGUGCUGUCAUCCAAGGUGUACGACGUGGCAAUCGAAUCACCGCUGCAGCUCGCCUCCAAGCUCUCCCACCGCCUCGGGGUCAACAUCUGGAUCAAGCGCGAGGACCUGCAGCCGGUGUUCUCAUUCAAAUUGCGGGGAGCAUACAACAUGAUGGCAAAGCUCUCCCGUGAGCAGUUAGAGAGGGGCGUCAUCUGCUCCUCUGCUGGAAACCAUGCCCAGGGCGUUGCUCUUUCUGCUCAGAGACUGGGUUGUGAUGCUGUCAUCGUCAUGCCCGUGACGACACCAGAAAUCAAGUGGAAAUCAGUGGAGCGGUUGGGAGCAACGGUGGUCCUUGAGGGGGACUCAUAUGAUGAAGCUCAGUCAUACGCAAAAUUACGAUGUCAGCAAGAAGACCGCACAUUCAUACCUCCCUUUGACCAUCCUGAUGUCAUCACUGGGCAAGGAACUGUCGGCAUGGAAAUUGUUCGGCAACUGCAAGGUCCACUGCAUGCAAUAUUUGUACCUGUUGGAGGCGGUGGAUUAAUUGCUGGAAUUGCUGCCUAUGUAAAACGGGUUCGCCCAGAGGUGAAAAUAAUUGGAGUGGAACCCUCCGAUGCAAAUGCAAUGGCAUUAUCCUUAUAUCAUGGUAAGAGGGUCAUGUUGGAGCAUGUUGGUGGGUUUGCUGAUGGUGUUGCUGUCAAAGCUGUAGGGGAGGAAACAUUUCGCCUGUGCAGAGAGCUUGUAGAUGGCAUUGUUAUGGUCAGUCGAGACGCUAUUUGUGCUUCGAUAAAGGAUAUGUUUGAGGAGAAAAGAAGUAUCCUUGAACCUGCCGGUGCCCUUGCAUUGGCUGGGGCUGAAGCCUACUGCAAAUACUAUAACUUGAAAGGAGAUACUGUGGUUGCAAUAACUAGUGGGGCGAAUAUGAACUUUGACCGACUUAGACUUGUAACUGAGCUAGCAGAUGUUGGCCGAAAACGGGAAGCAGUGUUAGCUACAUUUCUGCCCGAGGAGCAUGGAAGCUUCAAAAAAUUCACAGAAUUGGUUGGCAGGAUGAAUAUUACUGAAUUUAAAUACAGAUAUGAUUUUAAUGCAAAGGAUGCCCUUGUUCUUUACAGUGUUGGCAUUUACACUGACAAUGAGCUUGGAGCAAUGGUGGAUCGCAUGGAAUUGGCGAAACUGAAGACUGUUAAUCUAACUGAUAAUGAUUUAGCAAAGGACCACCUUAGAUACUUUAUUGGAGGUAGAUCAGAAAUAAAAGAUGAACUUGUUUACCGGUUCAUUUUUCCAGAAAGGCCUGGUGCCCUUAUGAAAUUUUUGGAUGCAUUCAGCCCUCGUUGGAACAUCAGUCUUUUUCAUUACCGUGCACAGGGUGAAACUGGAGCAAAUGUAUUAGUUGGUAUACAAGUGCCGCCAGUGGACUUCGAUGAAUUCAAGAGUCAUGCUGAUAAUCUCGGGUACGAGUACAUGUCAGAGAACAACAAUGAGAUAUACAGGUUGCUGUUGCGUGACCCAGAGGUCUAGUAUAAUAGGUGCCGAUGGGUUCCUUUGCUCCUAUAAUUUGGUGUCACUUUUGAAGUAAGGUUCCACUCCAAGGUAGAAGGUGCAAGUUUCUUCUUCAGUUGGAAUGCAGUCAUUGCCAAAUAUACCUUCAAUGUGCCAUCUCACCAUCUGUUUACUCAGUUAGAUUUUAGCGUAUCAGUCGUGUAUUUUUGUUGUUGUGCUUCGUGAACUCACUUAUCCGUUUGCGGCACCUAGAGUGUGUCAAAUAAUGAUAACUAAUAUGAUAUCGAAAUGUCUGAUAAUAUAUAUGUAUUUGUGAUUUGGGCAGCAUCGUUGUUGUAAAGUGUAAACCCUUGUCCCUUUGCAAUAUUGAGUUCUUUUAACAAAUUUGAGAUAUUUGAAUU